Setaria italica (foxtail millet) is the source of this 2914-nucleotide messenger RNA. Its product is annotated as pentatricopeptide repeat-containing protein At4g14850. Gene Ontology annotation, molecular function: protein binding; RNA binding; zinc ion binding. Gene Ontology annotation, biological process: RNA modification. The record is from RefSeq and is a predicted model, not a curated record. Bases 1 to 2076 code for a protein of 691 amino acids. Lineage: Eukaryota; Viridiplantae; Streptophyta; Magnoliopsida; Poales; Poaceae. The transcript is spliced from 6 exons.
AUGCGCCGCGCCGCAGCGCCGCUGGCGACCGAGCCGCAGCUCCUGGCGGCGGCGGUCGAGGAGGCGAUCGCCUCCCGCUCGCCGCGCCUCGGCCGCGCUGCGCACGCGCGCGCUCUCAGGCUGCUCGCCCCGGCCAUCCCGCCCUUCAUCUGCGCCCACCUCGUCAACCUCUAUUCCAAGCUCGACCUCCCGGGGCCCGCCGCCGCCGCGCUGGCCUCCGACCCGAGCCCCACCGUCGUGUCGUACACGGCGUUCAUCUCUGGCGCGGCGCAGCACGGGCGCCCGGCCACGGCGCUCUCGGCCUUCGCGGCCAUGCUCCGGCUCGGCCUCCGCCCCAACGACUUUACCUUCCCCUCCGCAUUCAAGGCCGCCGCGUCCGCGCCGUCGUGGUCCACCAUCGGGCCCCAGGUUCACGCCCUCGCGCUCAGGUUCGGGUACCUCCCCGACGACCCAUUCGUCGCGUGCGCGGCGCUGGACAUGUGCUUCAAGACUGACCGCCUCGCGCUGGCACGCCGCCUGUUUGAGGAAAUGCCCAACAGGAAUGUGGUCGCCUGGAACGCAGUGAUGACCAACGCGGUGCUUGAUGGACGGCCCCUUGAGACAGUGGAGGCGUACUUUGGGCUCCGGAAGGCUGGUGGGAUGCCGAAUGUGGUCUCAGUCUGUGCGUUCUUCAAUGCAUGUGCUGGGGCGACAUACCUAUCCCUUGGGGAGCAGUUCCAUGGAUUCGUGGUGAAGUGCGGGUUUGAGAUGGAUGUCUCUGUCUCCAAUUCUAUGGUUGAUUUUUAUGGGAAGUGUCGAUGCGUCGGGAAGGCCAAGGCGGUGUUUGAUGGGAUGAGAGUUCGGAAUAGCGUGUCCUGGUGUUGUAUGGUUGUUGCAUAUGCGCAGAAUGGUGGAGAGGAGGAAGCUUUCUCACUCUAUCUUGGUGCAAGGAGAGCUGGGGAAGAGCCAACGGAUUUCAUGGUUUCCAGUGUGCUUACCACGUGCGCAGGACUGCUAGGCCUUGACCUUGGGCGUGCUCUGCAUGCAGUUGCUGUCCGCUCUUGCAUUGAUGCAAACAUUUUUGUUGCAAGUGCGUUGGUUGACAUGUAUGGGAAGUGUGGGGAUAUUGAAAAUGCUGAACAGGUCUUUUUUGAGAUGCCACAGAGGAAUCUUGUUACAUGGAAUGCAAUGGUAGGAGGUUAUGCACACAUUGGUGAUGCUCGGAAUGCACUUGCAGUGUUUGAUGGUAUGAUGAAGUGUGGAGAAACAGCACCUAAUUAUAUCACACUUGUCAAUGUGCUCACAGCAUGCAGCAGGGGAGGUUUGACAAAGGAAGGGUAUGAGCUGUUCAAGACAAUGCAUGAGAGGUUCGGGAUUAAGCCGCGCAUUGAGCAUUAUGCUUGUGUGGUGGACUUGCUUGGUCGUGCAGGAAUGGAAGAGCAAGCUUAUGAGAUCAUACAGGGGAUGCCGAUGAGGCCGUCCAUUUCUGUCUGGGGAGCGCUACUUGGGGCAUGCAAGAUGCAUGGCAAAACAGAGCUAGGAAAGAUUGCUGCUGAGAAGUUGUUUGAACUUGAUCCUCAGGACUCCGGCAAUCAUGUUUUGCUCUAUAACAUGUUUGCAUCUGCCAGCAGGUGGGCAGAAGCAACAGAUGUGAGAAAGGAGAUGAAAAAUGUUGGAAUCAAGAAAGACCCGGGGCGCAGUUGGAUCACCUGGAAAAAUGCUGUACAUGUUUUCCACGCUAAGGACACAAAACAUGAGAUGAAUAAUGAGAUCCAGGCGUUACUGGCCAAGCUCAAAAGUCAAAUGCAAGCUGCUGGGUACAUGCCAGACACACAAUAUGCUCUCUACGAUCUUGAGGAAGAAGAGAAAGAAUCAGAGGUGUUUCAACACAGUGAAAAGCUUGCUCUGGCUUUUGGAUUGAUCUGCAUACCACCUGGUGUACCUAUAAGGAUCAUGAAGAAUUUGCGAAUUUGUGUAGAUUGUCACCGAGCUUUUAAAUUCAUAUCUGCUAUUGUUGGUAGAGAGAUAAUUGUGCGAGAUAACAAUAGGUUUCAUCACUUCAAAAAUUAUGAGUGCUCAUGCAAGGACUAUUGGUGAAUGUUUUAUCCACAGGAUCUACUGACGCAUGCUUCUUUGGGCACCUCUAGAACCACUUCUGCAAAUGUAGAAGCAGGAUGAAAUCAUCAGGUGGUUGAAAGCUUUAUUUCUUCAAGUCCCUCAUCAAGAUCACUGCAACAUGUUGCUGAACUGAUAAUUGCAAGUGCUGAUUUUGAGACAGAUCUUGACUCCUGGCAAGUGAGUAAGGAGCAUUCACGAACACGGUUGAACGGAUGCUAGAUGUGCUACACUGCUGAGUUAAAGACAUUCUCAAGUCAUGGGCAGCAUAUCUAACCAUAAGAAGUACAAGCUUGUCAGCAAUACACAAGCUAACCAGAAUACGAGGCUCAUGAGAAUCCUUGAAGAAACAAGAGAGGCUGAUGGUGAAAGUGACAAUACGAGAGAGGAUGCAGGCUGUCUGCCUUCAGAUAUUGGACUGCAUCCACAAUCUGCACGAGAUCCUGGACUAUAUCUUUGCAUUGGAGAUGCAAAAGCUGCUGGGCAACGAUCCUCCAGGACAAGGACCUGGAUCCACCAGUGAUCAACGACCGCUCCAUCCUUUGCAAAGGCGUGUGGCAAGUGUUGGAAGUGUUGGGGGGACUGAAUUAACGCGGGUUGCUUCAGCAAAAGGCUAGUUUUGGUGUUGGUGUUGGUGUUGGUUGUGUUUAUUUUUUGUUGUUCAGAUUAUAUACGGUUUCAGACGACCAAUUCUUUCUGUUCAUAGUGUGGUGUUGAUUGUUCAGAAAGAAUAAACAAAGACACAAGUUGUCACUGGUAAGCAGGUAUUUCUUUCCAAAAGAAGACAACGUGUGCGCGCGCUUGCGCUUGCGCUUGCUUC